Dichomitus squalens LYAD-421 SS1 is the source of this 990-nucleotide messenger RNA. RefSeq lists its product as uncharacterized. NCBI's taxonomy places the organism in Eukaryota, Fungi, Basidiomycota, Agaricomycetes, Polyporales, Polyporaceae. The transcript has 8 exons. The record is from RefSeq and is a predicted model, not a curated record. The coding region runs from base 1 to 903 and encodes 300 amino acids. Gene Ontology annotation, biological process: tRNA modification. Gene Ontology annotation, molecular function: RNA binding.
AUGUCAGAAGGCAAAAGAAAGGCUGACGGUAGAGAUAAUGGCAGGCGUAGAUUCAGAUCUGACGGAACUCCGAUAUGGGGCCAGAGACACAUCGAGGGACCAGGUGUGUGGGUUACAUGUGUAAAAGGCAAAGAGAAACAGACUGUUGGGGAGUUGUACGAUGUGUUCGAAUCUCUUGCCAAACAAUUGUGGCCCACGGAAUCUGCCAGCACCGCUGAUGAACCGCAAGACUCAGAUUUUGAUGAUGAAGAAGGCGGAGGUGCGGAUGACAUCGAAAAGCAAAUCGCGAAAGAGGUUGCGUCCAUGAAGCGACCGCGGAAAGAGACAAGGUUCGCUAAUUGCCAGACGAACACGCCUUGCGUCGUCUUCAUUUCGUGCAAGCCACCUGUGGAUCCCGUCCGGCUAGUGGUGACGCACGUUCAAAAUGUCGUAGACACGGGAGUCACUCAGACACGAUAUACCCAACGUCUCACGCCGGUAUCUGGAAGUUGUGUCGCAAACGCCUCAGAGAUCCGGUCCCUGUUUACGCGGAUUGUCAAUGAUGCUCUUGCGGCAGAACCCGAUAAGAAAUUCAAGUACAAAAUUGAGUUGCGGAUGCGCAACCACAAUACAGUGACUAGAGACAAGCUCAUACCCGAGCUAGCGAAGUGCGUUCCAGAGGGCCAUACAGUGUCAUUGGACGACCCGGAGCUCUUUAUUCUGGUGGAGAUCUUCAAGAGCGUGUGCGGCAUAAGCGUGGUCAAGGACUACUACACGCUCCAGAAGUUCAACGUCAUGGAAAUUGCUAAUACAAAGAAUCUUCGGAACGGGGACGCGACAGGUCGUAUCCCUGGGAAGCAGAAGGAGGAAGGUGCUCCGACUGCCGUACCUACCCCUACCGAGACGGUUGCAGAGGUUCAGUAGGAAGGCCGUGUAUGAUCCUACGAGCGAUAGAUGUAGCAUAGCACUUGAGUACUCAUGGUUACCUUUGACCCAGCUGCAUGCUGGUCC